This is a messenger RNA of Frieseomelitta varia, 960 nucleotides long. RefSeq lists its product as uncharacterized. The record is from RefSeq and is a predicted model, not a curated record. Bases 118 to 837 code for a protein of 239 amino acids. Lineage: Eukaryota; Metazoa; Arthropoda; Insecta; Hymenoptera; Apidae. The transcript is spliced from 5 exons.
AAAAAAAAAAAAAAAAAUAGCCGAAAGCAAAAGUCCAAAAAAGGACACGAUUUUCUCGAAGUUAGCCCGAGGGAGACACUAGCUGGCAGAAGAAUAGAAAGCAGAGAAAGUGAGAAGAUGAGAAUGCCGGCAGAGUCGUCGAUAUACUGGGACUCGGUCGGUUCCCAGCGUUCCACUUCCGUUGGUAGCUCCGGGGACGCGUGCAGCUCCGGAAGUGCCAGCAGACACUACGUGGAUCCGUGGGAUCUGGAGAACUAUGCGUACCUGCGACGGCACAGCGUUGCUGGCCUGGCGCAACAGGCGUCGAGACAUCAUCGACGAUCCACCUACCGAUUUCACCAAGAGGCACGCGCUCACUCGGAAUAUUGGUAUUCGUCGUCAGUGAGAGAGCCCGGCUACGUCGCGCCUGCCUUCGUGGAAGAAUUGUAUUGUGGACCAGCUAGACUGGCGAACAAUAGUUGCUACUAUCAUCAGCCAAUCUACGAGGACGAGGUACCGGAUUACGUCGCCCCGUAUCCGGUCUACGCGCCUCUCUCCGACGUGAGACACGGUGAAUUCAUGGAAGACCACAGGCGAUGCAGACACAGAUGCAAAUCUGCCACAUCCAUAAGAGAGUUUAAUAGGUCAAUGAGCGUCGAUCAUAGUCUCCCACCAGUGGACUCCAUUGAAUUGGAUAUGCCAGACUAUCGUUCUCGACACGAAUACCCAUGCAUGGAACAAGAAAAAUACAUGGUACAAAUUAUUCCGCCCCCACAUUUGGACCUAAAUACAUACGGGCAUCUAAAAAUCGACUACACCAACAGUUGGAAUUCUCUUAAUCGAAAGAUCAGUAAAUAAUUUCACUCAUCGUCAAAGGGAUCAAAUUAAUUUAUUUCUACUUUUUAUGCAUAUAUUUUGCAUAUAUUCUGAUACUUACUAAACAUUGUCAAUUAUUUAUGUAAUAUAUAUAUAAACUUAAAA